CUGGUCACUCAUCUUACCUCAAAGCUGCAGACAAUACCAAUGAGUGAGAAGUUGGCUGUGGAUGAGCAGAUGGUCCCUUUCAAGGGAAGAAAUAGACUCAAGCAAUACCUGCCAGCUAAGCCAAAGAAAUGGGGCUACAAGAUAUUAAUCUUGGCUGGCUCUGAUGGUGUCCCGCACAAUUUUGAGAUUUACACAGGGAGAGUUGUGCAACCACCUGAGCUGCCAGAUGUAGGAGCAAGUGGCAAUGUUGUCCUCCGCCUGGCCCAGCCAAUACCCAGACAGCAGAACUACAAGGUGUUCUUUGACAACUGGUUCACGAGUGUCCCUCUCAUUCUCACACUUGCUCAGCAGAGAAUUCACUGUACUGGUACUGUUCGUAGCAACAGACUACCAGGUGUCAACUUGAUGUGUGAUGUUGAGUUGAAGAGAACUGGGCGUGGAUCUUUAGAACAGAAGAUGGCCAUGGUUGGAGAAACCACCUUGCAUGCUGUGAAAUGGUAUGAUAACCGUUCAGUCAGUCUUCUCAGCAAUUACAUUGGAGCACACCCAGUCACCGACGUUGAUAGGUGGGAUGGCAAGCAAAAAAAAAUCAUCAAAGUUCCCUGUCCUGCUGUGGUGAGAGAGUACAAUAAGAAUAUGGGUGGAGUGGAUCUGCUGGACUCCCUCAUUGCACUGUACCGCAACAAAAUCAGGUCGAAAAAGUGGUACCAUCGGCUGAUGUUCCACUUUAUCGACAUGACCAUCGUGACUGCCUGGCUGCUCUACAAGAGAGACUGCAGCAGCAGUGGGAUGAGAAAACAGGAACAGAUGAGGCUUUAUACAUUCAAGUCAUAUAUUGCAGAAAGCUUGUGCAAAAGUGGAAAGAAUCUGGAGCGUAAGAGAGGUCGUCCCAGUUCCACAAUUGCUGGGGACUUGGAGGCGAGAAUCGUCCUGGACACCAGAGGAGUUGUGGUUCGUUUGAAAAAAGACGACCGAGAUCGACUACACGAAUCUAUAUAUGGCGUCUAG
Messenger RNA from Menidia menidia (Atlantic silverside), 1008 nucleotides. The record is from the annotation of a GenBank genome assembly. Lineage: Eukaryota; Metazoa; Chordata; Actinopteri; Atheriniformes; Atherinopsidae.